Nothoprocta perdicaria is the source of this 831-nucleotide messenger RNA. It is a transcript of the gene C1QTNF1, whose product is annotated as C1q and TNF related 1. Lineage: Eukaryota; Metazoa; Chordata; Aves; Tinamiformes; Tinamidae. The record is from RefSeq and is a predicted model, not a curated record. The transcript is spliced from 3 exons. The coding region runs from base 1 to 831 and encodes 276 amino acids. Gene Ontology annotation, molecular function: protein binding.
AUGGAGGGGCUGCGGGCAGCCCGUGCCCUGCUGCUGUGCUGCCUGCUGCUGCCGCACGCCGCGGGGAGCCCACCCAGCCCCGGGGAGGCUCCGGUGGCCGCGGCGCCGCGAGCAGCCCGAACCCACCACGUUCUGCUUUCCGCCCCGCGGGGCAGGGGGCAGCAGGAGCGCGGUGCCGCGGACGGGCCGUCACCAUCACCGCAGUGCGUGCGCUGCUGCGAGCCGCGCUACGAGCCCCCGCGCCAGCCCCUGCCGCACAUCAACGUCACCAUCCUGAAAGGCGAGAAGGGGGACCGCGGCGAGCGAGGCCUGCAGGGCAAGUUUGGCAGGACGGGGGUGGCCGGCAGCAGGGGCCACCCGGGCCCCAAGGGGCAGAAGGGCAGCACGGGUGCGCCGGGCGAGCACUGCAAGAGCCACUACGCGGCCUUCUCGGUGGGCCGCAGGAAGCCCCUGCACAGCAACGACUACUACCAGACGCUCAUCUUCGACACGGAGUUCGUCAACCUCUACGGCCACUUCAACAUGUUCACGGGCAAGUUCUACUGCUACGUGCCCGGCAUCUACUACUUCAGCCUGCACGUGCACACGUGGAACCAGAAGGAGACGUACCUGCACAUCAUGCGCAAUGCGGCCGAGGCCGUGAUCCUGUACGCGCAGGUGGGCGAGCGCAGCGUCAUGCAGAGCCAGAGCGUCCUGCUGGAGCUGCACGAGCGCGACGAGGUCUGGGUGCGUCUCUACAAGGGCGAGCGCGAGAACGCCGUCUUCAGCGACGAGUACGACACCUACGUCACCUUCAGCGGCCACCUCGUCAAGUACAGCGGGGACCCCUGA